GAGUGCCCACAUCCAAGAUGGCGCCCCCAGGAGCUGGGAGCGGGUGACCGGCGGCGGGGAAGCGGCCUGGGCUGGCCCUCAGAUUGCGGGGUCCCGGGGGCCUGUCGCGGGGCGCCCCCGUGACCCACUGACCAGGCCUUCCCCCGGGCCAGAGCGAUGGCCGCCGAGAACAGCAAGCAGUUCUGGAAGAGGAGCGCCAAGCUGCCGGGGAGCAUUCAGCCCGUGUAUGGAGCUCAGCACCCUCCUCUGGACCCUCGGCUCACCAAAAACUUCAUCAAAGAGCGGUCGAAAGUCAACUCAGUUCCUCUGAAGAACAAGAAGGCCUCCAGUUUCCACGAGUUUGCCCAGAAUACCAGUGACGCUUGGGACAUUGGCGAUGAUGAGGAAGAGGACCUUUCCUCACCGUCUCUCCAAACCCUGAACUCGAAAGUGGCUUUGGCCACUGCAGCCCAAGUCCUGGAAAACCACAGCAAGCUGAGGGUGAAACCGGAACGGUCGCAGUCGACAACAUCGGACGUCCCUGCCAACUACAAGGUCAUAAAGUCCAGCAGUGACGCCCAGCUGUCCCGAAAUUCCAGUGACACGUGCCUGAGGAACACACUCCACAAACAACAGUCUCUCCCUCUCCGGCCCAUCAUCCCCCUCGUCGCCCGGAUCUCAGACCAGAACGCUUCUGGGGCCCCUCCAAUGACAGUCCGGGAGAAAACCCGCCUCGAAAAGUUCCGCCAGCUGCUUUCGAGCCACAACACUGACUUAGAUGAACUGAGGAGGUGGAGCUGGCCAGGCGUCCCCCGGGAAGUUCGACCAGUGACCUGGAGACUGCUGUCGGGCUAUCUCCCGGCAAACACCGAGCGGCGCAAGCUGACCCUGCAGCGGAAGCGGGAGGAGUACUUUGGCUUCAUUGAGCAGUAUUAUGACUCUCGGAAUGAAGAGCACCACCAGGACACCUACAGACAGAUUCACAUUGACAUUCCAAGGACGAACCCUCUCAUUCCCUUGUUCCAGCAGCCGCUCGUCCAGGAGAUCUUUGAACGGAUUCUCUUUAUCUGGGCCAUCCGACACCCCGCCAGUGGGUAUGUCCAGGGAAUUAAUGACCUGGUCACUCCGUUCUUUGUCGUCUUCCUCUCGGAAUAUGUGGAAGAGGAUGUGGAGAACUUCGACGUGACCAACCUGUCUCAGGACAUGCUGCGGAGCAUUGAGGCCGACAGCUUCUGGUGCAUGAGCAAGCUCCUAGAUGGGAUCCAGGAUAAUUACACGUUUGCACAACCAGGGAUCCAGAAGAAGGUCAAAGCACUGGAAGAGCUCGUCAGCCGGAUCGAUGAGCAGGUACACAGUCACUUCAGGAGGUACGAGGUGGAGUACCUGCAGUUUGCCUUCCGGUGGAUGAACAACCUGCUGAUGCGGGAGCUGCCCCUGCGCUGCACCAUCCGCCUGUGGGACACCUACCAGUCUGAGCCCGAAGGCUUCUCGCACUUCCAUCUCUACGUGUGCGCCGCCUUCUUGAUCAAGUGGAGGAAGGAGAUUUUGGAUGAGGAAGACUUUCAGGGCCUCCUCAUGCUGCUGCAGAACCUGCCUACGAUCCACUGGGGCAACGAGGAGAUCGGGCUGCUGCUGGCUGAGGCCUACAGACUCAAGUACAUGUUUGCGGACGCCCCCAACCACUACCGCCGAUAGGUGCUGUCUCUCCUGGGGACCCAGACUGCCCCAUCUCUGAUGGCAAUUUCAUCACUGUGGCCACCGUGCAAGUCGUGGACCCCGGCCAGGAACCACUCCUGCUGUACAAAGCUCGCCCCCCCACCGCAGCCACCACCACCACCACCCAGGUCUUAACUUCCCAGCAUCCGUCACUUUGUCUCGGGAUGUCUAUCUGGGACCACUGUCAGUAUUCUGUGCCGUGUGGAUGGGCCGGGCUCUGGGAGAGGGCAGAGGGAAAGGGAGAGUUCUCUUUCCCUGGAAGACACUGGACAAAAGAAGGGGAGGCCCUGGGUCUGCCCCCCAUUGUCCAUACUCACCUGCCAGCUCUGCCCAGGAACCAGCUGAUGAUGUUUUCUUUUACUUUCUUUUUUUAAACAAGGAAAACACACAUUUUCUAAUAUGCCCAAGGCAUAGGGUGUUAGGCUCUGUGCUGUUGCUUCUGUGACUCAGAUUGAUCUGGUCACUGGUCAGAGACACUUUGUUUUCAGAACACUCCCUGCUCUGCCUUUUCCCCCUCACUUCUCCUCCUCCUCCUCCUGUCCCAGCUGAGCCAGUGACCCAGUGAGUGAGCCCUUCCUCCUCAGGCAGAGGAGAGCCACGUUCAUCACCCUGAGGAGAGGCCUGCACUCAAGGGCUGGGAAGUACGUUUGUCCUUUCCUCAAUGGUUAUCUGUUCCCGUGUGUGUGUGUGUGUGUGUGUGUGUGUGUGUGUGUGUGUGUGUGUGUGUGUGUGCGUGUUUGUGCGUGUGUUUGUGUGUAUGUGAGUGUGGGUAUGUAUAUGUGUGCAUGUGCG
Messenger RNA from Rattus rattus (black rat), 2487 nucleotides. It is a transcript of the gene Tbc1d22b, whose product is annotated as TBC1 domain family member 22B. The transcript is spliced from 13 exons. Lineage: Eukaryota; Metazoa; Chordata; Mammalia; Rodentia; Muridae. Gene Ontology annotation, molecular function: GTPase activator activity. Bases 157 to 1674 code for a protein of 505 amino acids. The record is from RefSeq and is a predicted model, not a curated record. Gene Ontology annotation, biological process: activation of GTPase activity.